Tigriopus californicus is the source of this 3386-nucleotide messenger RNA. It is a transcript of the gene LeuRS, whose product is annotated as leucine--tRNA ligase, cytoplasmic-like. NCBI's taxonomy places the organism in Eukaryota, Metazoa, Arthropoda, Copepoda, Harpacticoida, Harpacticidae. Gene Ontology annotation, molecular function: ATP binding; leucine-tRNA ligase activity; aminoacyl-tRNA deacylase activity. The transcript has a single exon. The record is from RefSeq and is a predicted model, not a curated record. Gene Ontology annotation, biological process: leucyl-tRNA aminoacylation.
CAAUCAGUGCAUGCCGUGUGGCAAGAUCAGGACUUGAUUCUGUUCCUCAUUCACCCAUAUCUUAAGGAUCCUCCGAGAGAAGAUUGGCGAAUCAUGGCCGAACCCGAGCGAAAAGGAACCUUCAAAGUGGAACGUCUCAAAGAAAUUGAAAAGGACAUCCAAGACCGUUGGGAAAGUGAGAAGAUCUUCGAGGAGGAUGCUCCCGCCCAAGCUCAAUCAAAGGAGACCUACUUGGCCACAUUUCCGUUCCCUUACAUGAACGGCAAGCUUCAUCUCGGGCACACCUUCACCCUUUCCAAGGCUGAGUUCGCCGUGGGCUACCAACGUCUCCAAGGCAAGCAAUGCUUGUUUCCUUUCGGUUUCCAUUGCACGGGCAUGCCCAUAAAGGCAUGUGCCGACAAAUUGAAGCGGGAGAUGGAGGACUUUGGGAAUCCACCCGUUUUUCCGGAGCAUGAAGAGGCUGUGGUGGAGGAGAAAUCAGAUGAGCCCGUCAUCAAGGAUAAGUCGAAGGGCAAGAAGAGCAAGGCAAUGGCUAAGGCAGGGACGGCCAAGUAUCAGUGGCAGAUUAUGCAGAGUUUGGGGUUGGCUGAUGAUGAUAUCCGGAAUUUUGCUGAAGCCGAUUACUGGCUGGAUUACUUUCCCCCCAUGGCGGUGUCGGACUUGAAAGCCAUGGGACUGCACGUGGAUUGGCGGCGGAGCUUCAUCACGACUGAUGUGAAUCCGUUCUUUGAUUCGUUUGUGCGUUGGCAGUUUAUCCGAUUGAAAGAGAGGGAAAAGGUCAAGUUUGGCAAGCGAUACACCAUCUACUCGCCCCAAGAUGGUCAACCCUGUAUGGACCAUGAUCGGAGCUCAGGUGAAGGUGUUGGACCGCAAGAGUACACUUUGGUCAAGAUGAAAGCCAUUGAGCCCCUGCCGGAAAAGUUGCAAUGCUUCACUGGCACGCCUGUUUUCCUCGUGGCAGCCACACUUCGACCGGAAACCAUGUAUGGUCAGACCAAUUGUUGGGUCCGCCCCGAAAUGAAGUACAUCGCCUUCCGGGUGACUAAAACCCAACAACAAUGCGGCGAGAUCUACGUGAGUACGGCCCGGGCUGCCCGAAACAUGGCGUAUCAAGGCUUCACGGAAAAGGACGGCGUGGUGGAUGUUUUGUUGGAAUUGACCGGACAAGAGAUCAUGGGCAUGCCAUUGAAAGCUCCCAUGUCCGAGUAUGAGAAGAUUUACACCCUUCCCAUGCUCACUAUCAAGGAGGACAAAGGUACGGGGAUAGUCACGAGUGUUCCCUCCGACUCGCCAGAUGAUUUUGCCGCUCUCCGGGAUUUGAGGAACAAGCAGCCUUUCCGUGAGAAGUAUGGCAUCCAGGACGAUAUGGUCUUGCCUUUUGCUCCCGUGCCCAUCAUUGAAAUUCCGGAGUUUGGAAACUUAAGCGCUGAGAAAGUGUGCGACAUGCUCAAGAUUCAAAGCCAAAACGAUCGGGAUAAGCUGACCGAGGCCAAAGAGCUGGUCUAUCUAAAGGGUUUCUACGAAGGCAAAAUGCUCGUGGGUGAGUUCAAGGGCUUGACUGUUCAAGAAGCCAAACCUCUACUGAAGGAUGUCAUGCUGAACGCCAAUGAAGCCAUUCUUUACAUGGAGCCCGAGAAGCAAAUCAUAUCCAGGUCGGGAGAUGAGUGUGUUGUUGCUCUCUGUGACCAAUGGUACUUGAAUUAUGGCGAAACUGAAUGGCGAAAGAUUACCCAAGCUUGUUUAGAUAACGUGGAAUGCUUUCACGACGAAGUUCGCAAGAACUUUCAUUCCACUCUCGAUUGGCUGAAGGAACACGCUUGUUCAAGGACCUAUGGUCUUGGCACAAGGUUACCUUGGGAUGAAUCUUGGUUGAUUGAAUCCCUUUCGGAUUCGACCAUUUAUCAUGCCUACUACACUGUGGCUCAUCUUCUCCAAGGUGGAACUUUCCGCGGCAACAAAGGCAAUGCUCUCGACAUUAAACCGGAAGACAUGACUCCUGAAGUGUGGGAUUACAUAUUCUUCAAGAAGUGUGCUCUUCCCAAGGACUCGAAAAUCUCCGAAGCUAAUUUGGUAAAAAUGAGGACUGAGUUCCAGCAUUUCUACCCGGUCAAUCUUCGCGUGUCUGGCAAAGAACUGGUACCCAAUCAAUUGACGUACUAUCUUUACAACCAUACGGCUAUUUGGCCGGAGAGCCCUGAACUUUGGCCCACUGGUAUUCGAGCCAAUGGUCAUCUCCUCCUUAACUCUGAAAAGAUGUCCAAGUCCACUGGUAAUUUCUUAACCCUCCGUCAGGCCAUCGAUACCUACUCUGCCGAUGGAAUGCGAUUGGCUUUGGCCGAUGCGGGUGAUUCAGUGGAAGAUGCCAAUUUUGAAGGUCCGAAUGCUGAGGCUGGAAUUCUGAGACUCUACACCUUCAUUGAGUGGGUUGACGAGAUGCUUAAAGGCGAGGCCACUCUUCGGUCCGAAGGUGCCAUGACCUUCCACGACAAGGUCUUCAGCAAUGAGAUGAGCAAGCAGGUUAACGCCACCCAAGCCUCAUAUGAUAAGCUGCUCUUCAAGGAAGCGUUGAGGAAUGCCUUUUUCGAAAUGCAACGAUCUCGUGAAAAGUACCGCGAGUUAAGCGGAUCAGAAGGCAUGAGGAAGGAUCUUAUCCAUCAGUUCAUCGAGUGGCAAUCCAUCAUCCUAUCACCGAUCUGUCCCCAUGUUACCGAUUAAAUUUGGACCAGACUCCUCGGCAAGAAAGAGUCAAUCCUCAGAUGUGAAUGGCCCAAGACGUCUGAGGUGGAUGAGAUCGUUAUCAAGUGCUCAGAGUAUCUCAUGUACGCAGCUCGCGAGUUUCGACUGAAGCACAAGAACUAUCUCCAACCCAUGAAAGCUAAAAAGGGAGGAAAAGCCCCACCUCCCCCGGAAAAGCCCACCCGCGCCACUGUUUAUAUCGCUAAAACUUACCCACCUUGGCAAUGUGCGGUUCUGUCAACUUUGAAGGAAAUGUACUCUCAGAGCAAGGACGGAAGUCCCCCGGAUAACAAGAGCAUCUCCCAAGCUUUGGGUAAGAAAGAAGAGCUCAAGAAGUGGAUGAAGAAAGUGAUGCCGUUUGUGGCGUUUACCAAAGAGCGUGUGGCAGAGCAGGGAAUUCAAGCCAUGGAUUUGACUCUUGAAUUCGAUGAGAAGACGGUCCUCGAGGAUAACAUGGAGUACCUGAAGAACAACCUCCAGCUGGAAGAAAUCGUUAUACAAUACUCCACCGAAGCGAAUGAGAAGACCCAAGAAGAAUGCCGCCCUGGUGUUCCAUUUAUCCAAUUCUAAUGUGGUUUUGAUGUGACGAUACCUGAGAGACAUGCCAUUCCCCCGUUCCAAACAGAAAUACAUGCACCCUUCUCACCCAA